AUGUCGGUGCCCUGUCCGGAGGCUCACAAGUUCUUGCAGUGGCGCCGUCUCAGGUUUUUCUCCCUUGUAAAACUGCUGUUCAUUCGCCAUCCGUCGGGUACUAGGGACGUGGUAUACAGCUGUGGUGCUCAGACGCCACCUUGUAACUGGGUUGAGACCCUCUGUCUUCCGUCCGGGUGGGCUUCAUCCAGAUUCGCGCAGUAUGCUGCAGGAUUGCUGACGGUUUGUGCAUGCGAUGCCAAAAGUUACAGAUGUAAAAGUGUGUUCUGUAGCAUCAGCAGUCACUCUGUUUCCCAUGUCAUAUCCCUUAGUUUGAGAGGUUUGUGUCUUAAUCCAACUGUGAUUUCUUUCUCUCUUUCUGUGUCUUUCAGCAAACGGGGAUUCAGUGUCCGGUCCUUUGGAACAGGAACCCACGUGAAGCUCCCAGGACCAGCACCGGACAAGCCAAAUGUUUAUGAUUUCAAAACUACAUACGACCAGAUGUACAAUGAUCUCCUUAGGAAGGACAAAGAACUCUAUACGCAGAACGGCAUUUUACAUAUGUUGGACAGAAACAAGAGAAUCAAGCCCCGGCCAGAAAGGUUCCAGAACUGCAGAGACCUGUUCGAUCUGAUCCUCACCUGCGAAGAGAGGGUGUACGACCAGGUGGUGGAGGAUCUGAACUCCAGAGAGCAGGAGACCUGCCAGCCGGUGCACGUGAUCAACGUGGACAUCCAGGAUAACCACGAAGAGGCCACGCUGGGGGCGUUCCUCAUCUGCGAGCUGUGCCAGUGUAUUCAGCACACAGAGGACAUGGAGAACGAGAUCGACGAGCUGCUACAGGAAUUCGAGGAGAAGAGCGGCCGAGCCUUCCUGCACACGGUCUGCUUCUACUGAGCCGCCCGCCCUCCUGAAGCCGACUUUCUGAGCUUCCUUUUGUUAAUACUUUUCCUCCCUGAUACCUGUUUUUACUUUAAGGUGUUCUGCUGGCGGACAGCAGCAGUGCCCAAUGAACUGUACAUACAAAAUGAGAAGAUACACAGACACCAGAUUACACCAAAUUCUUUUCUUUCCCACUCCUCCUUAUGAGUGGGAUGUCAAUUAGGAAGUUUUCUUUCUUUAACCAAAAGUGUAAACAACGGUUUAUAGUACAUUUUCCCCAUACAUUUGUGGCUCUCAUUGUGGUUCCUCCCCUGUGCCCCCCAGACUUGCUGGAAUGUGCAGAUAACCGGAAUGAAGCCGUGCACUCUGUCUCACUAGGAGAGAACCUGCGAUCGUCCAAUAAAUAGAUGCUGCUGCCUU
Herpailurus yagouaroundi (jaguarundi) is the source of this 1281-nucleotide messenger RNA. RefSeq names its product SSU72 homolog, RNA polymerase II CTD phosphatase (gene SSU72). NCBI's taxonomy places the organism in Eukaryota, Metazoa, Chordata, Mammalia, Carnivora, Felidae. Gene Ontology annotation, cellular component: nucleus. The transcript is spliced from 5 exons. Gene Ontology annotation, biological process: mRNA processing. The record is from RefSeq and is a predicted model, not a curated record. Gene Ontology annotation, molecular function: phosphoprotein phosphatase activity. The coding region runs from base 1 to 876 and encodes 291 amino acids.